AUUUAAGUAAGUUCCCAAUUCUGCCUAUAAACACGUUCAUGCAAAAAGCAAAAUUAGUUAAAAAUGGGCCGUAGAAAAUCAUUAAGAAGCCAAAUGUUAAUUCGAAAUUUACCUCAAGAAGAACUUGACUCAAACGAUGAAUCAGAUAGCAGCGACAUCGAUGAAGAACAGGUGCAUGGUAUAUGGAUUGAGAAACCGUUUCAGACUGAAGCAGGACGAUCUUAUUAUCGAAAGCUACAGAAGGAUGGCAUUAUAUAUCGUCUAGGUGAUGAUAUUACUGUGAAUGAUGGGGAUUCUAGCUUCUAUGUUGGUGUUAUUACAAAGUUAUACGACAAGGCAAUCACUAAACAUUCGGGAGAGAAGUAUUAUGAAGCUAUCUGGUACAGUAGAGCAGUUGCAAAACGCAUGGAAAUUAAGCCAGAGUAUUUAUUGCCAGAUCGUCAUGUAAAUGAAGUUUACCUGUCUUGCGGGCGAGAUGAAAACCCGACGUCUAGCAUUAUAGAGCAUUGCAAUAUCUAUUCUAAAGAAGAAUUCUUCAAAAGAUUUCCUCAAGGCAUACCAUCAAAGAAGAAAGACCAUUUUGCUCGAAAUUUUUUUGUAUACAGAGGAGUCCAUUUGAAAGUCAACAAGUAUACAGAGCCCCUCAAUUGGUCCGACUAUUCCCAUAAUUUAGACAAAAUAGAAGAUUUAUUAGUUGAGAUGGAAGAAACCCUUAGACUACCAAAAAAGAAGGCUGGUUCUAGAGGCAGAGGCCGGCCAAAGAAAAGAUCGGUUUCAAAGAAUGUUGAAGGAGAUAAUGAUGAAUACGAGCUAAUAAAGGAGGUUGAAAGUUUAUCUUCCGAUGAUGCUUCCCCUGUAGUCUCCUCGUCUGAUGAAGAGUAUGGGACACCUAGAACUCCCAGACGAAAAAUCAAACGGUCAAGGAAUGCAUCAGGCAGCGCAAUGUCUACACCUAGAAGAACUGGCUACAAGCAACCUCUGCAAAUCACCCCCCUUCCAAUACGAAUGUUAUCAAUGAAAGAAUUUCAAAAUUCGCCUCAUAGAAAAGCGAGAGCUAUGCUUCAUGUGUCAGCGAUUCCAAAUACUCUUCAAUGCAGAGAUAAUGAGUUUACUACCAUCUUCACUAACUUGGAAAGUGCAAUUGAGGAAGAAACCGGUGGAUGCCUAUACAUAUCUGGAACACCAGGCACUGGAAAAACCGCUACUGUCCAUGAAGUGGUAUGGAAUUUGCAAGAAAUGGCCAGAGAAGGGCAGCUAGCAGAAUUUACGUUUUGUGAAAUAAAUGGAAUGAAGGUAACGAAUGCGAACCAAGCAUAUUCGUCUCUAUGGGAAUCCUUAACUGGUGAACGUGUGACCCCUCUUCAUGCUAUGGAAUUACUGGAUAAUCGUUUCAACCAUCCUUCACCGAAUCGAUGUUCAUGCGUUGUUUUAAUGGAUGAGUUAGAUCAACUUGUAACGAAUAACCAAAAGGUGUUAUAUAACUUUUUUAACUGGCCAUCCCUUCCGCACUCACGACUUAUUGUUAUUGCUGUAGCUAAUACGAUGGAUCUUCCUGAACGAAUUUUGUCGAAUCGCAUAUCCUCCCGUUUAGGUCUUUCAAGAGUGCCCUUUGAACCUUAUACCCAUAAUCAACUAGAAACAAUUAUAGCUUCACGUCUGGAAGAAGUUAAAGAUGAAGAGUUGUUUUCUUCUGACGCUAUUCGAUUCGCUGCAAGAAAAGUGGCUGCAGUCAGUGGAGAUGCUCGUCGAGCUUUGGAUAUUUGCCGGAGAUCUUCUGAAUUAGCAGAAAGCAAGGACGGAAAGGUUACUCCUAUCUUAAUUCAUCAAGCUAUAACGGAAAUGACAGCUUCUCCACUUCAGCGUGUCUUGCGAGAUUUAUCUUUCAUGCAGAAGGUGUUCUUAUGCGCUAUCGUCAAUCGUAUGCGUCGUUCUGGAUUCGCCGAAUCCUAUGUCUACGAAGUAGUUGACGAAGUGGACCGUUUGAUAAAAUCUAUGACCACUAUAGAUGCAACUGAGCUUGGCCAAAUUUUACAACGUCGUCCAGAGUUUCAUUAUAUUCUUAGUAGUCUGAGUGAAACUGGUGUUCUGUACCUUGAGAAUAAAAGCAGUAGAAACGCUCGUGUUCGCCUUGCCAUAGCUGAUGAUGAGAUAAAACUUGCUUUCCGCGGAGACACUGAACUUAGAGGUAUAGCAUAAGAUUCCAUGCAUACUUUUAUUUGUAUAUUAGAGAGAGAGGUUUAAGGUAUUUACAUGAAGUAUAUGAAUGAAUCAGAAAAAUGACUGUUUGUACAUAACUGAUACUGAGCUAGAAUAGGAAGCUUACGAUUAACAUGGUAUAAUAGUUUUAAUCUAAAGUGAAAGAAUCCUUUGAAUAUAAAC
This is a messenger RNA of Schizosaccharomyces cryophilus OY26, 2379 nucleotides long. RefSeq names its product origin recognition complex subunit Orc1. The record is from RefSeq and is a predicted model, not a curated record. Gene Ontology annotation, biological process: mitotic DNA replication checkpoint signaling; DNA replication initiation. NCBI's taxonomy places the organism in Eukaryota, Fungi, Ascomycota, Schizosaccharomycetes, Schizosaccharomycetales, Schizosaccharomycetaceae. The coding region runs from base 64 to 2196 and encodes 710 amino acids. Gene Ontology annotation, molecular function: DNA replication origin binding; chromatin binding; ATP hydrolysis activity. The transcript has 2 exons. Gene Ontology annotation, cellular component: nuclear origin of replication recognition complex.